AUGCUCUCUUUCUCUUGCAUCAUAACAUGGGGCACGCUCCUUGCAGCGGUUACCAACGCUCAUGAGACCGAAGCAUAUCCUCCAAAUGUCACCAUUUCCAACACGACCACGUCCAUGUUCCAGCUCAGCAACGACACCGAGUUCUCAUUCAUCCUCAGCGAAUAUCUUUCCUUAGCCAACGAAGGCGGUAGCGCUACAGGGGAAGUCCUCCGAGCAGCUGCUGUGAUCGAGCCAAACAAUCCCGAGAGUUGGUACCACGAAUUCAAGUUUCUUGCAGACAAGAUUCGUGAACAGGCUGUUGCUGCUGAGAAGAAGAAGGACUGGGUCUCUGCUCGCUCAGCCUACUUCCGGUCCUCAUCUUACUACAGGGGUGCCGACUUCUUCUUACACGGCAAUCAGUCUGAUCCUCGUAUUGACAUUCUCUGGCAGAAGCAAAACGCAAGCUUCACAAAGGCCGUCAAUCUUCUUCCCAAUCCUCCGACCUUCGUUGAGCUAAAGGCAACCAAGUUUACUGUUCCGGCCUACUUUUACCCAGGAGAUGCUCAACUCCCCGCUGGGAAACACCUUAGCUAUGGCAAGAAGAUUCCUACAGUCAUAGUUGGAACUGGAUACGAUGGGUCUCAAGAGGCUCUCUACCAUAGUAACUGUCGUGAGAUCAUACAGCGUGGCUGGAACUGCAUUACAUAUGAAGGACCAGGACAAGCGACAGUGCGCCGAAAGCAAAAUCUUGGCUUCAUGCCCGAGUGGUGGGAGGCCGUCACCCCCGUUGUCGACUAUGCUCGCAAUCGUCACGAUGUUGACCCUGAUAGAGUCGCUCUCAUUGGCAUGUCUUUUGGUGGGCUUCUUGCACCAUUGGCAGCGACACAUGAGCACAGAUUGGCAGCUGUUCUUGCUAUUGACGGCAUGCUCAACCUUCAGCGCUCUAUCCUUGAGCAGUUCCCUCCAGCUUUGACCAAGCUCUUCCUUUCAGGUAACAGCACUGCUUUUGAUGGUGAGAUCUACAGUCUUCUCAAGAACCCCAAACUCCCAACUGCCCUGAGCUGGCCGAUCAACCAAGGAAUGUGGGCGUGGAAUACCAAGAGUCCUUUCAAGUGGUUGACCAUGGUGGGAGAGUUCAACCUUGACAAGCAAAGCCUGGCCAAAAUCAGGUGUCCCGUGUUUGUCGCCUCGGGCCAGGAUGACAUGACUGCUCCGGAACAGCCAGAGGAGAUGGCGAGGGCUUUUGGAAAACAGGCGCACUACUUUUUGUUCAAAACGAAGCUGGGAUCUGGGGUUCAUUGUGCAAUUGGAGCGGAGAAUCAACUUGCUCAGGAGACAUUGGGCUGGCUUGAGGGUGUCUUCGACAAAGCCUCCAAGUGA
Fusarium fujikuroi IMI 58289 is the source of this 1359-nucleotide messenger RNA. Its product is annotated as related to hydrolases or acyltransferases (alpha/beta hydrolase superfamily). The transcript has 2 exons. Bases 1 to 1359 code for a protein of 452 amino acids. The record is from RefSeq and is a predicted model, not a curated record. NCBI's taxonomy places the organism in Eukaryota, Fungi, Ascomycota, Sordariomycetes, Hypocreales, Nectriaceae.